Messenger RNA from Symbiodinium necroappetens, 519 nucleotides. The record is from the annotation of a GenBank genome assembly. NCBI's taxonomy places the organism in Eukaryota, Dinophyceae, Suessiales, Symbiodiniaceae.
AUGAAGCUCUUCUAUCUGAGCGGGCGAGAGGUCUGGCAGCGAGUUGAGCACCCCUGGCUUCACUGGAAGUCCGUCGAGUACAAGGCCGGCUGGACGAGCAGCAAGGGCGCUUCCCUCGAAGAGAAACAAGCCCGAAAGGAAGCCAAACAGGAGGCCAAGCGCCGCAAGAAAGAGAAGGAAAAUACGAAGAAGAAAGAGGCCGCCGCCACCAAACUUGCGGAGCUGCGUCACAACGACACGGCCCGCAAGCGGGAGUACCGGCGCAAGGCCCGUGAAGCUCUUCGAGGGGAGCUCGACGUGCUCUACAAACGCGCCGAGCUCGACUACGCCGCCGCCGCCCUCGAGGAGGAUGGUAUCUGCGAGGUGCUAAGCACGGUACCUUGCACAUGCCCGGCCCUAGAGGCCGAUGGAAAGGUGUCCACAGAUGAGGUGGGUUCUCUGAAGCACAGAGCAAGUGAGUGGGGCGAUAUAGCAGCACGGGCCGAGGAGACAGUUGGUAUCCACAAGGCCCGACGGCGA